GGAGAGGAGUAAAACAGUUUUUGUUUUGGUAAAACGGGUUGUCAUAAUAACAUUCGUGUGAUACCUAUCGGAAAUUCAAAGAAAGGAACGAAAAUGUCGGACCAUUCAGCUUUCCAGAGUGCUCCUCAAGCUAAACAUUUCCAGUCUAUUAGACGUCCUAUGUUUACGUCUGGGACAUUUGAUGGAAAAGUUGCAUUCAUUACUGGUGGAGGUACUGGUUUGGGAAGAUGUGUUGCGUUGUACCUGAGUACUCUAGGAGCACAGGUCGCCAUCGCAAGUCGAAAACUUUCAGUUCUCCAGAAAACUGCUCAGGAAAUCUCGAACUCUUCAGGCAACAGAGUUCUUCCUAUACAACUAGAUGUUAGGGAUCCUGCUUCAGUCAAACAAGCAGUGGAUACGUGCCAAAAUGAGUUUGGACUUCCAAAUAUUGUAAUUAACAAUGCUGCUGGAAACUUUGUAUCUCCAACAGAACGACUAUCAACAAAUGCUUGGAAAACAAUUAUUGACAUUGUGCUGAAUGGUACAGCUAAUGUAACUCUUGAUAUUGGAAAAAGACUGAUAAAAGCAGGGAAAGGGGCUGUAUUUUUGGCUGUUACAACUCCAUAUACUACACAUGGUUCAGGCUUUGUGUGCCCAAGUGCAUCAGCAAAGGCUGGUGUAGAAGCCAUGAGCAAAUCUUUAGCUGCUGAAUGGGGUAGAUAUGGAAUGAGAUUUAAUUGCCUAUCACCUGGACCUUUUGAAACUGAAGGGGCUUUUAGUCGUUUGGAUCCGACCGGCCAAUUCCGUUCAAUGCUCAAAGAUCAAAUACCUGUUGGGCGAAUGGGAGAUGUGGAAGAAGUAGCAAAUUUGGCCUUGUACAUGACCAGUGACUUUUCCAGUUGGUUAAAUGGUACUGUGAUUCAGCUUGAUGGAGGAAAGCUUCCUUUUACAGCAGGAGAUUUUAAUGCUUUAACACAAGUUGAAGAAGAACAGUGGAAUACGAUGGAGAAAAUUAUUCGAGGUGCGAAUGAAAAAUCCAAGUCUAAGUUGUAGAUAUUGCAUUGUCUUACAAGCUUCAGUAUAUUUUGGUUGUUGCGCGAUAUUAGUAUGGAUCCAUUUUUCCCGCCAGAAAGUAUAUAGCCUUGAAGUUUACCAGCAAUAUAUCUGAAAUAUUUUUUUCUCGUGGGUACCUCUUUUGGUAAUUAAAUACAAAUAGCUAAGCCGGCCAAA
Molecule: messenger RNA, 1209 nt
Organism: Daphnia carinata
Lineage: Eukaryota; Metazoa; Arthropoda; Branchiopoda; Diplostraca; Daphniidae
Product: 2,4-dienoyl-CoA reductase [(3E)-enoyl-CoA-producing], mitochondrial-like
Exons: 4
Coding region: 94-1032 (312 amino acids)
Biological process (GO): fatty acid beta-oxidation
Cellular component (GO): mitochondrion
Molecular function (GO): 2,4-dienoyl-CoA reductase (NADPH) activity
Source: RefSeq, a predicted model, not a curated record